ACCAUUACUCAUUUUUAUUGCAUCCCAUAUAAAUUUAAUGAGGAUAGAGUUGUAUUCGCAGUAGAGUACCUUUUAGUAUUGUAAGCUAUAACAAGUGUUAGCAUUGUACUGGUACCGUGACGACCCGAACUUAUACCGUCCGAACAAUGUCACUACUAGUACCAGUCUUCCAUUUUAUCUCUUUCGAUUGCUAUAUCAAGCGCUGGUAUCAUACAAAUACUGUAAUAAAUCGAACUGAUAGCAACUGAAUUCUCAUCGCAACGAAGUUAAAACUAGAUUUAACCUAAACCGGUUCGGAUCUAAACCAGCUUUAAUUAGAACCAAUAGGAUUUGAUUGAAACCGAAUAGUUUUUAAUGUUGAAAACUAACUACUUUUAUCACUGAACCUCCACCAUGAACUCGACGGUUCUGCAACCCACCACCACUACCCACGCAUCACACCCAUCCACCUUCUUCCCAGACUUCAAACACUGCAAAACAAAGCAACACUUGACUCAACUCCACGCCAAACUCAUCAAAACUGGACGCAUUCGCGACCCACUUGCAGCAGCCGAACUCAUCCGCUUCUGCGCACUCUCUAACCCACCUCACCAAGACCUCCAAUACGCCCUCCAAGUGUUCGACCAAAUGCCCCAACCAAACUGCUUCUCUUUUAACACCCUCAUCAGAGCCUUUUCCGACAGCAACGACCCAUUACAAUCUUUAUUUCUGUUUACCCACAUGACCCAAUACGACGACGUGUUGGUCAAGCCCAAUAAAUAUACAUUCCCAUCGGUUCUUAAAGCGUGUGCGAAAUUGGGUUGUUUGAAACAAGGGAAGCAGGUUCAUGGGCUUUUGUUGAAAUAUGGGUUGGAUAACGAUGGGUUUGUGUUGAGUAAUUUGGUUAGAAUGUAUGUCAUGUGUGGGGCUUUUAAUGAUGCUGUUGUGGCGUUUGAUUUGAGUAAGAUGAGUGAUGUGAUGGGUGAAGUGGUUUUGUGGAAUGUGAUGGUGGAUGGGUAUGUUAGAGUCGGGGAUGUUGGGAAUGCACGUAAGAUGUUUGAUGAAAUGCCUCAACGAAGUGUGGUGUCUUGGAAUUCGAUGAUUUCGGGGUAUGCGCAACACGGGUUGUUUGUGGAGGCGUUGGAGUUGUUUAGGGAGAUGCAAAGGGAAUGCAGUGUGGCGCCGAAUUAUGUUACUUUGGUUAGUGUGCUCCCGGCGGUUUCGAGGCUUGGUGCGCUUGAGAUUGGGAGGUGGGUGCAUUUUUACGCCGGGAGGAAUGGGGUUAAGGUUGAUUCGGUGCUUGGGUCUGCGUUGAUUGAUAUGUAUUCUAAGUGUGGGAGUAUUGACGAGGCGGUUCAACUGUUUGAUUCAUUGUUGGAAAAGAAUGUGAUCACUUGGAAUUCGAUAAUUAACGGGCUCGCGAUCCAUGGUCGAGCCGAUGAAGCUCUUUGUUAUUUCGAAAAGAUGCAGGAAAGUGGAAUUUCACCGAGUGAUGUAACGUAUAUUAGUGUGUUGACCGCAUGUAGCCAUGCCGGUUUGGUGGACAAAGGGUUGUCGAUAUUCAACAAAAUGGUUCAAACUGAUGGACUGACACCAAGGAUCGAGCAUUAUGGAUGUAUGGUUGAUCUACUUGGGCGGGCGGGCCGACUACAAGAGGCCGAAGAGCUCAUGCUCAAAAUGCUUGAUGAACCGGAUGACGUGGUUCUAAAGGCAUUACUUGGUGCUUGUAAGAAGCAUGGAAACAUCGAGAUUGGUGAACGUGUAGCGAAGCGUCUUCUUGAGAAAGAUCCAGAAGACGGUGCCCCGUAUGUAGCCCUGUCCAACAUGUACGCCUCUUUGGCGGACUGGGACGGGGUUAUGGACACGAGGUUGAUGAUGAGGCAAAACGAGGCUAAAAAGGACCCCGGGUGUAGUUGGAUUGAGGUUAAUGGUGCGAUUCAUGAGUUUGUUGUUGCAGAUGAAUCGCACGCGAAAACAAACUAUAUUUAUAUGAUGUUGGACGAAAUAAAGGAGAAGUUGAGGUUGGUUGGGUACAAGCCCGACACAAGUCAAGUUCACCUUAGGAUGGAUGAUCGCGAUAAAGAAUCGGCUUUACAACAUCAUAGUGAGAAGAUCGCGGUUGCUUUUGGUUUGAUCAGCACGACGCGUGAAACAACAAUUAGGGUAGUUAAGAAUCUUCGAAUAUGCGAUGACUGUCACUCGACGAUUAAACUUGUUUCUAGGUUAUACAGGCGUAGAAUCGUUGUGAGAGAUCGGAAACGAUUUCAUCAUUUUGAAAACGGGUCAUGUUCUUGUAUGGAUUACUGGUAAUUACUAAUUAUUCUAUAUAUAAAUAAGCAAAUUUUU
Messenger RNA from Helianthus annuus (common sunflower), 2325 nucleotides. Its product is annotated as pentatricopeptide repeat-containing protein At5g48910. The transcript has a single exon. Gene Ontology annotation, molecular function: zinc ion binding; RNA binding; protein binding. Gene Ontology annotation, biological process: RNA modification. Lineage: Eukaryota; Viridiplantae; Streptophyta; Magnoliopsida; Asterales; Asteraceae. The record is from RefSeq and is a predicted model, not a curated record. Bases 394 to 2289 code for a protein of 631 amino acids.